GCAGUGCAGAGGACACCUACGCGAGUGUAGGAAGAACACUUCCUCCAGGAUGUUGUGAUUGUGCUGCUGCUGAGAAGCGGAGAUUUGUGGUUCAUUCUUGUGUUUAACAGCUUUAACUGCUCGUUUUAGACACACUGCAGGGUUUAAGGCUGUAAAUCGUGAGAAUGUCGUCGGAGGAGUUUGAGAAGCUUCAUGAGAUGUACAGAUCUCUGUAUGAUGAGCUGAAGCUGAUCUCUGAUCGAGUGACUCGCUCCCAAGGCGAGGAGAAGAAGAAGCUGGUUCGAGGGUUUGAUGAGCGCCAUGGAGAGGCGCAGGAGUUGCUGAAGGAGAUGGAGCAGGAGCUUCUCAGCGCCCCGUCCUCCUUCAGGAACUCCAUGUCCUCCAAAGUGCGGCUGUACCACAGAGACCUGGGGAAGCUGCAGCGCCAGGUGCACGCCUCGGACACCGGGUUCGGCUUCUCCUCGCGGACGGGAGACAGCGGGCAUGGCAUCUACAGCGCUCAGAACGAACGCAGCACCGAGCAGCAGGCUCAGCGAGCGUUACUGAUCCAGGGCUCUGAGUCUCUGAACAACGCCACCGAGAGCAUCGCACGCAGCCAGCGCAUCGCCGCGGAGAGCGAACAGAUCGGCACCGACAUCAUCGAGGAGCUGGGACAGCAGAGAGAGCAGCUGGACCGCACCCGAGACAGGCUGGUUCACACCGGAGAGAAUCUCAGCCGCAGCAGGAAGAUCUUACGCACCAUGUCUCGCAGAUUGAUGACCAACAAGCUGUUGCUGGGGAUCAUCAUCGUCAUGGAGGUGGCCAUUCUGGGAGCUGUGGUCUACCUCAAGUUCUUCCGGCACUGAGACGGAGUGCUCCGAAUGCUCCUUGUCUUUCUUUUCUCUAUCCUCUCUUUCUCUCUGUGAAGACGCAGUGAGACGGAGAAACUGGCCUUUUUACGCUGACGUGUUCUGGCUCCUUCUGUGUCCCGUCACGUUGGUUUGUGGAGGCUCAGAGGAACUUGCACAGCUUUUUAAGACUUUAUUUUCUUCUAUUUGGAUGCAAAUCUGUGAAAAUCAGCGUCCGUGAGGAACGUUCAUGCGCUCGUUUGGGUACGACGACGGAUGAAAAGUGGCGUAAAUUGACUCUUUGCGACUUACUAGAUAACACUGCAAUAGAACUGACCUUUGACCUCUUAAACCUGAAAUAUUUAAUAGAAACACUUUGUAUUUGCCUUUCAGGGUAGUAUUGGAUACAGUAUUAAAGUGUCCUUGGAAGGGUG
Messenger RNA from Pangasianodon hypophthalmus (striped catfish), 1261 nucleotides. It is a transcript of the gene vti1b, whose product is annotated as vesicle transport through interaction with t-SNAREs 1B. Gene Ontology annotation, molecular function: SNARE binding; SNAP receptor activity. The record is from RefSeq and is a predicted model, not a curated record. Gene Ontology annotation, cellular component: SNARE complex; ER to Golgi transport vesicle membrane; Golgi apparatus. The transcript has 6 exons. The coding region runs from base 165 to 845 and encodes 226 amino acids. Gene Ontology annotation, biological process: regulation of protein localization to plasma membrane; Golgi to vacuole transport; retrograde transport, endosome to Golgi. Lineage: Eukaryota; Metazoa; Chordata; Actinopteri; Siluriformes; Pangasiidae.